AUUCAUUGUGACUCAGAGGCGGUUGAGUCAGUGUCUCUCUACCCCUCUCUCACUCUCUCUCUCUUUCUCUCUCUCUCCUCUCCUUUCUGUUUUGUUUCAUUUCCCGGUCGGAUGCCCACUCUCAAGCCUCAGCCGCAUGCCUGAGAUCCUCUCAACAGCAGACAUUUUCUUUCUUCCCUUUAAAAAACUUUUGCUGUCUCCUCUGUUUGUCCUACAUCCGUCCGUACAUCCAUCUGACGUUAGUGGAACCUUUCAUUCCUCCCGCUCACCAAGGUCUAAUCCGAUCAGGAAGAUUCCGUGAUACUCACUUCUUCAUUGGUGACGGGCUGAGAUGGAAACUCCUUUCUACCACGACGAUGCACCUCCUGUUGCCAGCUUCGGACAGCUUGGCGACUAUGACCGUUACCCAGGCAAUAAGAUGAUAAUGAGUAAGAAAGGCACAGCUGUGGCGGCAGGCGGGCAUCAUUUCAUUGGUGGUGGAAGCGGAAGUGCCUCGGCGCUAAAACUUAGUGGGAACCCUGACAACCUGGGGCUCACUGGCACUAAUGCAUCCCUUGUGGUGCCCUCAUCAUCCUCGGCAGCAGAUGUAAACCUCCUUAAACUAGCAUCGCCUGACCUGGAGCACCUGAUUGUCCAGUCCAACCAGGGCUUGGUUACCACUACCAACUCUGCCAACCCCUUUCUCUACCGGAACCAGGCCACUAAUGAGCAAGAGGGAUUUGCUGAUGGGUUUGUGAAGGCAUUGGCAGACCUUCACAAGCAGAAUCAGCUAGUCGGUGGAGGCAGUCCCAUGUCUCCAUCAUCAUCCUCCACCUCCCUCCAGGCACCUUACCAGCGGAACCUGAUGUCUGGGGCGGAAAUGCCAGUCUACGCCAACCUCAGCAGCUACAACCCAGGCCAGAUGGCAUAUCCUGGAGGCCACAUGGCGUAUGGAGGGUCCGGUCACAGUGGAGCUCCACAACCCCACAGCCGAGGCCCAGAUGCACCUCAGACCGUCCCUGAGGUACACCCACCACCUCCUCAUCCACCAGGCGAUCCUGCCAACGGCCAGCUGCCCUCCCUCUCCCCCAUCGACCCGGAGACUCAGGAGAGAAUCAAGGCCGAGCGCAAGAAGCUGCGCAACCGGAUCGCCGCAUCCAAGUGCCGGAAGCGCAAGCUGGAGCGCAUCUCACGACUAGAGGAGAAGGUGAAGGCACUGAAGACGCAGAACUCGGCACUUGCUGCUACUGCUUCCACACUGAGGGAGCAGGUCACCCGGCUCAAGAGGAAGGUCACGAGCCAUGUCGCCGGUGGCUGUCAGAUUGCUGUAGGCUCAGCAAAACCUGGCAGCACCAGCGGCGAGAACUCCGUCUGCUGAGAUGGUACGAAAAUCCAAAGGUCAACGGUAUGAAAACAAUCUGGAAGUUUUUUUAACUUUACGUUUACUUUUUAGGCACCUAGCUCGUGUUCUCAUCUUGAAACGAGCAAGGAAGAUUGUGGUUGGGCUCAGCAUCUGGCUCAAGGACACUUCAACAAGGACAGAUGGCUAUUAAAGGGAUUGUAGCCUGUCUCAGGAUGGCUUCUGUCACCACUAGGGUGCACCCUGCCCUGCCGCUGUCAAUCAUCCACCCUUGAGUGGAGGGGGCAGAGUUAAUAGGAUGGGAAGAAGGAAGAGAUGGAUUCAAAAUCAGAUGAUAGGUGAAGAAGACAGAGAUGGAUUUUUCUUUUUUUGGAAUGAUUUACGAUUCUGUCGUCGGUGAUUCAAUUUAAGAGAGAUAUUUCUUUUUUGGUAUGAUUCAGAUUCUAAGUAACAAUUCAGUUGUUGGUGAAUUGAUUUAAGAACAAGUUUUCUUUUGUGGAACGAUUCAAUUUAUGCUUCAAUACCCAUCGAUCCAAUUGAAGAGUGAUUUUUCUUUUUUGGAAUAAUUCAAAUCAUGAUUCACUCAUUGAAAAUUUGUUGGGGAACAGUUUUUCUUCUUUGGAGUCAUUCGGUUUGAUUCCCAAUUUGAUUCAAGAAUGACUUUUCUCUUUUUAGAACAAUAUGAUUUGUGAGACAGUCCAGGCUUGGAGUAAUGGAAAGAGAGGUGGACGGAGAGAUAUAUCAUGCUUCAAACUCAACUUUUCAGAGACAACAAAGUUUCUUUUUAAAUGCAGACUGCGACUGAUCGACUCUUCUCAUUCCAAAACAAGAAUGGGGGGGGGAUUUUUAUUUGACACUGUGUGUGUGUGUGUGUGUGUGUGUGUGUGUGUGUGUGUGUGUGUGUGUGUGUGUGUGCAUGGUGAUUGGGUUGGGGGUUGCUUGGCUUUAGUUAUACUUUGGAAGGCUUGUGUAAACUGCAAAGCUAUUUAUUUCUUACCUAUAACAACUGGAAAAAUCCUCUGAUUGGGCAAGAAAAUUCACUUCAAGGCAAAAUGGUGCAUGUGUGACUCUUAAGAAUGCUUUUUCUUUUUACAAAAAUGUGAUUCACACAAUUCACUAGUCAGAGAUCCAAUUUAUGAACUACUUUCCAUUUUGGAAAGAUCCAAUUUGAUUUAUGAUUCACUAUGAUAUCAAUUUGAUGUCAGAGAGUUUUUUUUGUUUGUUUUGGAACAAUUUGAUUCAGUUAAUGAUCCACUUAUGGGUGAUCUGACUCAAUGACAGCUUAUCUCUGUUAGAAUUAUUCUUUUCAGUUCACUCCCUGGUAUUUUUUAUUUAUUUUUUUUUUUUUGGUGGGGAGUGGGUUGUUUGAUUCACUAAUCAGCAAUUUAAUUCACAACUCACAAGUUGGCAGUUCAGACAGUUUCUGGAGCAAUUAAAUUUGAGUCAUGAUUCCCCAGAUGCCAGUUUAAUUAAAGCACUGUUUGUUUUUCGGAACAAUUCAAUUCAGAUUGUCAUUUGCUAGUCAGCCAUUUUAUUCUAGAGUGAUUUUUCUUUUUUGGUAACAUUUGAUUAGCUUCACGAUUAUGGAGUUUUGAUUUGAUUUUAGAGGGCUUUUCUUUUUGUAAAAAAAUCAGUUCACAAUUAGAUUUGAUUCACGAUUCACUGCUUGGUGACUUGAUUUCUUGUUCUAUUUGUACGAAUGUAUGACGAGAGAAACGAAGAAAUGCACUCAAGUUCAACCUAAAUGAAAUACAUAAUAAUAGAAGUCCAGGACACCACUCUCCGACUCUGGACAUUUAUUUCAAAUGUACAUGUUGGAUAUGAGAUGGCAUGAUGAAAUGUGAUGACAUACAGAAAACAACAAUUUGUCCAUUUGAUUUCAAUGGUAUUCCAUUUUAUGUCUUAUUUAUUAUGGCGGGUGAAGAGGGAGGAGCUGAAUAGCUUUGUUUUGGACAGAAGUUUGUUUUAUUUUCCUUGAGAACAGUGUGGUAUCGUGUUGUUUGUGUCAGUAUAUCAGUGAUAAAAUAUUCGUCUGUUGUGGUGUUAAGAUUGUUUAUAAGCCCGACUCAAGGAGGAGCUUAUAAACUCAUGGAUGUUUUCUUGUGUAGUGGUUCUCAACUGGCGGGUCAUUGUCCAAAGGUGGACCGCUGGUGGACUUGAUUCUGGCAUCCAAACGAAACCUUGGGCUACAAGACACCUGCAUGCCUGUGGUCCAAUCGGAAAAGACCUGCGGCCAACUUUUGGACCACGACCCACCAACUGAGAACCGUUGCCCUGAACUACAAAACAGUUUACUGCAUAAUAUUAGAAUAGCUGAAUCAUUGGAAACUCACAUGUUUAGCAUGGCCUUUCCAUAUGUUUUUUUUUUCUUUUUUUUUUUUUACUAUCUUUUAUUAUUUUAAGUCCUGGUACUGUAGCACUAGUUUAGCAUGGUUUUUUCAUGCUUUUAACUUGUAUAAAUUGUAUUUUAUCGCUUUGUUUUCUUGUAUUUGACUGUGUUUUAUUGUAUUGAGUUUUAUUGUGUUUCCAUUUUUGUUCAGCACUUUAUGAAACAUGUUUUAGAAGUGCAAUACACUUAAGGUUUAUCAUAAUUAUGAUUAUUAUUAUUAAAUAAAGUGUUUUUAUUAUUGUCA
This is a messenger RNA of Myripristis murdjan (pinecone soldierfish), 3972 nucleotides long. It is a transcript of the gene june, whose product is annotated as JunE proto-oncogene, AP-1 transcription factor subunit. Gene Ontology annotation, molecular function: transcription factor binding; DNA-binding transcription factor activity, RNA polymerase II-specific; RNA polymerase II cis-regulatory region sequence-specific DNA binding. NCBI's taxonomy places the organism in Eukaryota, Metazoa, Chordata, Actinopteri, Holocentriformes, Holocentridae. The record is from RefSeq and is a predicted model, not a curated record. The coding region runs from base 332 to 1357 and encodes 341 amino acids. Gene Ontology annotation, biological process: regulation of transcription by RNA polymerase II; regulation of cell population proliferation; regulation of cell cycle. The transcript has 2 exons. Gene Ontology annotation, cellular component: transcription regulator complex.